AUGCCCACGCAGAUACUUAGAGAUGUGAUACUGCAGCUCUCGAAAGACCGACAAGAACUCCAGCGUCGGCUAGACGAACGACCACACAAGCGGCCCAGGCUAGACAACGCUACCUCUGCCUCUUCCGUUGACCCCAUCUCGGGCCCAUCGACUCCUCGCAAGAAGCAUUCCGACAGCAAUACUCCUCAGGACGAUGAUGACCUCGUCCAAUGCCCAAUAUGCCAGACCUUCGUCCUCAUGGACGUCAUCAACUCGCAUAUGGACAACAACUGCGCGGCCCUUAAACCGCCCGACUCCAAGCCCAGAUCUAAGUCCGGGUCCAAGACGAAGCAGAAGGCGGCAUGGUCCCAGCUCAUGAGCGGUGCCCAGCAGGGUAAAGGCAAGGACAGGGACCUUUCCGAGCUCGAAGACCGCCUGCCCAAACAGUCGUACGACAUGCUCAACGACAAACAGGUUCGACAUCUUCUACAGGAGCAUGAUUUAUCGACGAUAGGCGACCGCAAAACGCUCAUUGCACGACACAAACGAUGGGUCAUCACCUACAACGCCAACCUGGACCGUGCCCCGAAACGACGUCAGACCCUCGCCACCCUCCGCGCCGAUCUCAAGAAGUGGGAGUCGGAGCAUAAAGGCACGACGUCCAAGCCAGUGUCGGCGGUAUCCGAUUCCGAAGCGCACCAGAGGACGCACAAAACCCAGUUCGCCGCGUUGGUGGCUGCGGCGAGGCAGACGAAGACUGCCAAGGAUAGGGGCCCUCCCCAGUCGCCCAGCCCUAUGUCUAGGUCAUCGAGCGCCGUCUCUGAAAACAAGCCGCGCGAGAGCAGCGCAACGCCGGAGCCGAUAGACGGAGUUAUCGAACUGGAAUAG
Molecule: messenger RNA, 867 nt
Organism: Punctularia strigosozonata HHB-11173 SS5
Lineage: Eukaryota; Fungi; Basidiomycota; Agaricomycetes; Corticiales; Punctulariaceae
Exons: 4
Coding region: 1-867 (288 amino acids)
Biological process (GO): DNA damage tolerance; protein monoubiquitination
Cellular component (GO): Rad6-Rad18 complex; nucleus
Molecular function (GO): single-stranded DNA binding; ubiquitin protein ligase activity
Source: RefSeq, a predicted model, not a curated record